AUGGCUGCGGUGCAGUGGUAAGAUUCUUCUUUCCUGAUUAAAAAACAAAGUUUCAUCAAUACGAGAUGGUAAAAUCGUAUUUUGGGGAAAUAUUGUGCAAAUCUUGUAAAUGUGCAUGCACUGUUAAUAUGUGAAUCUUGAUCUUAGCUGUCUUGUAAGUUUUCUCUUCGACAUUAUGAGUUGUUGUGAUAGCUGUGAUCCAAGGCCCUCCUUAGCUGUGGUUGUAUUUGUAGAUUAAAUGUACAUGAAUGGCUUUGUCGCUAUAUGUCAGCCCAUUGCACGACGAGUGAUCAGUCCAGAGUGUCCUGUGCCUCUUACUCAAUCACAGGCGGGUUUAGGAGCCAGCUACUCAUGUACACCAUCACCACCUUCAGUAAACAUAAAAGUCAAAAUAUCACCUCUGUGAUCAUGUCAACAAAACCUGAAAAUGUAGCCUCCUGAAAGGGUAGUAGUUAUAGUAGUUCUAGGGUAACUGAGAAAGUAAAGAAGUAUGAUGAGAGGAUCAGAGUUUCAGUUCAGAUUGUUGAAAUGUAUUACUUUUUUUAUUUAAAAAGCUGUGAAUAUUCUGAAUCACUUAAUGGCAUUCUCAUGUUAAAAUGUUUUUUUUUCUUACAAAACAGCAGUUAUAUGCAAUAAUAAUAAAAAGAAUUAUUGUACCUGUUGAAUAGUGUAUGAUACAUAAAAAUACACGUGGAUGUGAAGAAAUGACUGUUAUUUAGAAAGAGAGAAGGUGAGGGAGGGCUGGGGUGGGGGUUGUAGGGAUACAACUCAACUUACCCUAUGGUCAACUUACCCCAUGCACGGGGUAAGUUGACCAUAGGAGACCACUUUUUUGUCAUGCUAUAUUAUCAAGACAGUUCUGUUUACACUCAUUCUGUUGGUUUGCACGGAUGCACAACAUCUUGAAAUAUAUCAGAUACACUAGUUAGAGACAAAACUAUGAUUGCCUUGAUGUAGUGAUCAGAAAUAUGAAAAAUGGCUCAUCUUACCCCACUCUCCCCUAUACCUUUAACUUUGAUAGUCUUCCAUCUCUCUAAUUUUUUUUUUUAACUAAUAAUUUAUCUGUAUCAUUGGCUGAAAUUUGCCACCACAGACCUUCAUCUUUGUGUUUCAGGCAACAUAAUAGAUUCUAGUGAGACAUAAUUGGAGUAUUUUAAAUUUCAAAAGCAUUGAAUCAGUGAAUUUAUUUUUAGCAACAUAUCUUUUAUUAUGAGUAAACAAAGAGUAUGCUCUCUGGAGGUAGGUUUCUGGUGUUGGACUGAGUUUCAAUGCACUUGGUAGAAACAGGUGUGUUCAAGUUUGUCUCCUGUCUGUAUGUUACGUGAAAAGGCGUUCCCGCAUGCGCAACUAUGAGGCGGAGCUGCAGAGAUGCCGCCCUGAAGCUGCUCUGGUUGAGUUUGGAGACUACCACCCACUGAAGCCCAUCAUGGUAGACCAUCUUCUGUUGUCCGUUCUUUUUACCCCAUGACAGAAAACAUUGUCACACUCUGUCAAAAUAUCACAGCAUCAUACAUCUCCUCCUUCCUCAUCAAAUUUGAAUAUGAUCUUUUUGUUAUGUGAUACAAUUUACAUGUGGAAAGUUUUAUUCAGUUCUUCUUGCAUUUUAAUGUAACUGCUAACUGCUCUGACUCUCUUCUCUUCCCAGGUGACGGACACAAAGACCCGCCGUGGGGCUCGCAAAGGCAGCACCUCCUCAUCUUCAUCCUCGUCCUCCUCUGCGCCUGCAGACCCCCUCAGCUCCAUGCUGGAUGGGACUGACCCCCUCUCCAUGUUUGCUGCAGCCUCUGCCAGUGAAGCCCCCGUCAUGUCUCACAGUGCCUCCACAGGGGUCAGCUCACCAUUUAGAAAAAAGAAUUUAUUUUAGCUCAAAUACUGUCCCACCUUUAUUAGAAGUUAUACACAAGAAAUGAGGAGACAGUGUCCUUAAGGUUGUUGUUCUUACAGGACCUGGGGAGGAAGAGGAAGGAGAAGAGUGAAGAGGCAGUGGGGCUCGACUUUGAGCCCUGGUCUGCAAAACGAGGAGAGAUUUUAGCAAGAUUUACCACCACUGAAAAGCUUUCGAUUGUGAGUCAUUUUCUUUAGAUGUGACGUCAAAAUAGUUCAGUCUGUUCCUGUAAACAGCCUCUGUGUACACAGCCAUGCUUAAUAAGAGAGUAAUUAGAUCUCAUUUCUGUUUUUCCUCAUAGAAUCUUUUCAUGGGCUCAGAUAGAGGUAAGACAUGUGUUCAUAGUUAUCUUUUUAACUUGAAUAAUAUGUGCAGCACUGUAAAAGUAAACUGUGAUGUGGGUGUACUUACUCAAAAUUGAAAGUUAGUUUUAUAACUUUAUAAGUUGGUAGUAUAUCUGUGUUGUUUUAAAGCAUUACACCCUUAAGUAAGCAUUAAAAAACAAUGAUGAGCAUUUUCAUGUUGGAACUUUGCUAAUUAGCUUCUGUUGCUGCUGCAGGUAAAGCUCCAAGUCCAGGAUCAUCAGCUGUUUCAGAGAAAGUUCGAACUCGCCUCGAGGAGCUGGACGAUCUGGAGGAAGUAUGUUUUUGCCUAUGGGAACAAGUUUAUACAUGUCUGUGUCUGUGCAUGUGUGUCUGUCUGAGUGUCUGUCUGUGUGUGUGCUCCGAUACAGUGAGGCAGAGUGUGGCACUGUUACUGUCAGGUUUAGAGGUUUAGCCACAAAUAAGAACAUUUAUUUUAAAAUCCCGUACCCCUGCCGCCGACAUACAUCAAUUGAAGAGGCUGUUUCUUUCUUCACAUGUACAAACAUUUUCACCUACCAAACUGCAGCACUAAAAACAUCAUAUAAUAAGCACUGACUUGUUUGGUGUUGUAUUUGCAGGGUUCCCAGAGAGAGCUGCUAAACCUUUCCCAGCAGGAUUAUGCAAACCGCAUCGAGGAGCUGAACCAGUCCCUGAAGGAAGCCUGGGCCUCAGAUCAGAAGGUCAAAGCCCUGAAGAUCGUCAUCCAGGUGAUUUGACUGAGUCAUGUGGAGGAAACUGUGGUCUCCUCUUUUGGGAAAUGCAAGUGCUGAUCCGUGUCUUGUAUUUCAGUGCUCUAAGCUUUUGUCCGACACCUCAGUGAUCCAGUUCUACCCGAGCAAGUUUGUUCUCAUCACUGAUAUCCUCGACACUUUUGGUGGGUACAGAAGCUCUCCCUCUCUCUCUUGCUUUGUUCAAUUAAAACAACUUUACUCACUUACUUCUAUUGUAUGUCUUUGUAGGUCGGCUUGUGUACGAUAGAAUCUGGACCAUGUGCUCAGACCCAAGACCUCUACCAGGUGCAUAUUGGAUAUUACCUGCAUGGCUUGUUAUUAUUCCCAUUUCUAUGGCGCUUCACACUCUUGAUUCACGCAUGUAUGUUUUAUGUCUCUUGUCUCUGGUUUGUCCACUUGGUGUCCUCCCAUUUCAGACUCGUUCACAGUCGACGAUGUGAACGACACAGCCAAGGAGACGUGUCUUAACUGGUUCUUCAAGAUCGCCUCCAUCAGAGAACUUCUGCCAAGAUUGUAUCCUUCAACAGCGUCAUUAUUUUGGUCAUUUUCAUAGCGUGACUCAGAAAAGACACACUCUACGUCUCUUUGACCUCUGUGAACAGAUACGUAGAAGCUGCCAUCCUCAAGUGCAACCGCUUCUUGAACAAAUCGUAAGUUCAGAUCUAAAUACAGCCAAUUCGACUUUCUUGUUAAAUAUUCUGCUUUUAUUUAUUUCCAUAUUUGUUUUCCUUAAUAUGUAAAGUGUGUAAUCGUGGCUUUUCUACUCUUAAUCUGAAUGACAUUUGUGUCUUAGAUACAAAAAAUAGGAAUUAAUCUGUUACCAUGGACCUUCUUAUAGUCCCAAUAACACAGCUUUGUUUUUUUGUAUUUCACAGCGGUAUCCAAGAGACACUUCCUCGGUUAACAGCCAUGAUCAGAGGGAUUGGAGACCCUCUGGUGGCAGCAUACACCAGAGCUUACCUCUGCAGGGUGAGACACGAUCUCUAUCCUGCAUUUUGUACUUUCUUUCCUGUCACUUAGAAACCUCUUAUCUGCUGGCAAAUUUUCACGAAAUGUAGGCGGUAAGAAAUAUGGUAUAAGAAUAUUGAAUUUCCUUUAAGAAUCUACAAAAGUUCCUUUUUUUGUUUGUUUUUUUUUUGUUUGUUUUGUUUUUGCUCGAACCAGCGAAUUUAUUAAAGUGACUUAUCCAGUACCCUAUCAGAAAAAUCAAUAAAACAACUGAACACAACAACAAAAAGAGGCUACUGGACCACAAGAGAUAUAAAAUAUAAAAUAACAUCAAUAAACAACUGCAAGAGCUCUUAAAGAAACUACAAAAAGAUGCAGAUAAAAAGCUCAGACAUGCACAAGAACUGGAGAAAAAUACCUAUUGAUGAUUGAAGGAUGCACACAAUAUACAUCAUAUACAAUACUGAUAGGCUAAUAGGCUAAAACCUCAUGUAAACAACUUAACUUAUCAAUAACAGGGAGAUGAUACAAAGGAAAAGAAAUACAGUGCAUCAAUGAAUAAAGUAUUUCCAGCUGUAUUACGUGUAAAGAAAAUAAACCUUUUAUCACGAGUAGAUCUGCGAACACACCAACACACUCUAACAUAUGUAUGAUGACACUUUCAAUCUUCUAGGAGGUGAAUUUUGACGUUCAUGUCUUUGUAAUUUUGGGUUAGGGUUAGGAAUAGCAAAUACCCAGAAAGAUAGAUUAUAAUUGCAAUUACAUCAAAUACUCAGAGGGACUAAAGCGAAAACAAAGACUUAAAAAAUGAUGCAAAACUUCAACAGAGACUCAAAUGGCAAAAAUCUGCAGAAAACUACUGGAAAUACAAAGCCUCUACUAAAGAGCAACAAAUCUCAAAGAGAAAUAAAUGAGACAUAAGGCGAUAACAAACACGCAAAACCACCACAAAGAUACACAUUUGAAGACAAAGACAUCCAAAUGACUUUUUCAAAGUUCACCACUUCCAUUUGGUUUUGACAUCAGAAGUGAACAAAUAAAAGCCUUCACUCCUCACUGUUGUAAUGACAGGUGGGCAUGGAAGUCGCUCCUCAGCUGAAGGACAGCCUAAACCGAAACUUCUUCGACCUGCUGGGGACCUUCCGGCAGAUCAGCGGGGAGAGUGUUCAGAACCAGCUGGUCCAGCAGAGGGUGGAGGUGCCUGAGUACUUGACACUUUACUCACCCGCCAUCAACUGGAUCCUGCAGUGCAUCGCCUACAGAGCUCCAGAGGCAAGCGGCCACACGUUUCUGAUGUCUUAUUUAGCUGGAAACUGAAUGAUUGUGAAACUUUGCAGCUUCAAAAAGGCCAGGCUCAGUUAACAGCGCUGUUUGUGUUUCUGUCAAGGCUUUGCUGACGGAGAUGAUGGAGCGCUGCAAGAAGCUGGGGAACAAGUGAGUAGAUUGUAUAAUAAGUUGAGUUUAAGUGGGUGAUGGUGAAGAAAAUGUCCCAUAAGAUAGGGUUCCGAUGUAAGUAUGUAAAGUUUGGAAAAGUAUGGAAGUAAUUUGAUCAAUUUCCAGGUCUUAAAUGGUAUGGUAAAUGAAAAAUAAAGUAUGGAAAAAUAUUUAGGUUUCCAGACAAUUACCACAAUAAAAAAAUACAGUUUUCCUAAAUAGAAAAGUAGGUCUUUCCAAAAAUGAUUUUAAAAAGUAAGGUAUGGAAAAGUAUGGAAAUUCCAACUGUGUAGGAACCCUGAUGAGAGCAACAGUCUUACAACUCCUCCUGGGGGAAAUGGAUGAUAGUUCACAACCUCUACUUAUACAAGAUCCAUUUUAGAGCUCAUUAAAAAAUAAUCAAGAAAAAGCAGCCUGAGCAACUUGUAAAAAAACAUUUUGUAUAGUUGUUGUGUAUUCUCAAUUUAAAGCACCAGUAGGGAACUUUAAGAGUAAGUUGUGACACAGUUUGGCUUUAUUUUCAAGAGGUUAAAAGUUAAAAAGAUUUGGAAGUACUGAUUAAAACUUAAGUUUGUCCUUGUUUCCUGUAGCACCCUGCUGCUGAAUUCAGUCAUGAGAGCGUUCAGGCCGGAGUUUGUUGCAGCCAGAGCCACGGACUUCAUCAGUAUGAUCAAAGACUGUGAUGAAGCCGGAUUCCCGAAGGUCAGAGGGCAUAAACAGUAGAAAGACAGUGAUCUGAUGUGAUUCAAAAGUUCAUUUUUGUCUGUGAUUUUGAUGUCUUUGUGAUCGUCUCCUCUUCAGCAUUUGUUGUUCGGGUCUCUUGGUCGCAGUCUAGCCUGCGCUGACCCUCCAGAAUCGGAGAGGCUUACAAUCCUGAAUGAAGCCUGGAAAGUAGUCACCAAAGUCCGCAGUCCCCAGGUACUGAGAGACCAAUUCAGCUCACUCGCUCAUGCGUCACUCUGUUUAAAAUCGUUAACGUAAUUUGCCUUGUGUUUUUAGGAUUACAUCAACUGUGCUGAGAUCUGGGUGGAGUUCACCUGCCGACACUUUACAGUGAGUACACCAGAGGGCAGAUGAGGAGUCUGGACACUUUUGAAUGAGUGGAAUUCAAAUUUUGCGUGACUUUCUUCCUUUUCUGUCAGAAACGUGAGGUCAACACUGUUCUGGCUGACAUCAUCAAACACAUGACCCCUGACCGGGCGUUUGAGGACGCAUAUCCUCAGGUCAGCAGCUCAUUGGCUCACAGGAUCAGACACAUCCUCCUCAUCCUGCUGUCAGCUCUGUACUGACUUGCUCUUGUUUUGUUUUGUUUUGUUCUUCAUGCAGCUGCAAUCCGUGAUCAGGAAGAUCCUCACCUACUUCCACGACUUCUCCGUCCUCUUCUCCAUGGUCAGCGAGCACGACAUCAGAAUGAUAAAACAUUUGCUGUAUGAAUGAAUCACAGUUAACUCAUGUGUCCUUUGUCUUUUUUUUUUUUGUUCCCCAGGAGCGCUUCCUGCCGUUCUUAGACAUGUUCCAGAAGGACAGUGUGCGGGUGGAGGUCUGCAGAUCCAUCAUGGAGGUCUUCAUUAAGUAAGACAUGAUGGGAUUCAUUCUCAGCUGUAGACACAUCCCUGAAUAUGUUCUCCCAAAAGUCCUAAAGAUACAGAUCUGGUCUCUGUGAUUUUUUUUUUCUCCUGCAGACAUCAAGUGGAGCCGACUAGAGACCCCGUCAUCCUCAAUGCAAUGCUGCACAUCUGCAAGACAAUGCACGACUCUGUCAAGUAUGCUAUUUGCUAUAUUUGUGUGUGAGGGUUACACUUUGAUUGACUUCUGUAUAUUCUUAUAUGUCCAGUAGAUCAUUAGUGAGAUUUGAUAUUUCACCGAGCAGCAGCUCUCCUGGUCUGUCCGGUCAAAACUGUUAGUCAGUUUCUUAUCUGCUUUCUGUAUUUCAGUGCUCUCACUCUGGAGGACGAGAAGAGAUCUCUGGCGUUGCUGAUCAUCGGCUUCAUUCGCAUGGUGAGACCCCCCAUACUUGAGUCAAAAAAUUAAGAGGAGUGUCAUAAAACAACCCCGAUCUUUAAAAAUCUGUGAUACAAGAUGUGUAAGACGUUGAUAACAGCAUUUGGUGAUUGCCAAAGAUUGAAACUGAAACAUUUUAUUUUUUGAGGACAACAUAUAUGCUCAUUUUUAAUUUGAUUGGUCUGGACAAGUACAGGGUUUACCCUUGUGUUGAAUCACCUCUUCUUUGAACAACACUCUGUAAUUGUUCAAGAAACAGUUUCUGUGAUUUUGAAGAUAAAUGUGGCGUGAUUUUAGAUUUUUGCCCGUUAUAAGAUUUUAGCUGCUCGUCAGUUCAGGGUCUUGUCUAUUGUAUUGAUUCAUAUUGUCCUAAAUGACGUCAUUGAGUAACAAUGCAGGACUGCAGUCAGGCCUGUUAAGCACCCGCAUAUGUUGCAUGAAAACCUGUAUAUCUCGUUCAUUGUAAAUGGAACCUUUCCAUGCCAUGAGUACUUAAACAACCCUACACCAUCACAGGUAUAAAGGCCCUUCUUAUCAGGCUGCCUCUCUACUUGAGGAAAUGUCUGUUUUUGCUUGUGCAUAAUGUUCAGGAAGAUGUUCUUAGUGGAGAGGCUGUGAAUGAAUACACCUUUGUAUCUUUUCUGUUGAUAUCAGGCAGCAGGGCUGCAUAAUGAAUAAUAGAUUGACCUGAAUAAACCACACGGUGGUGAGAAAGCACAGUGUGGUUGGUUUCUGUAUUUUAAUGAUUUUCUGACAACAAUGGAGCCGUCUGACACCCAGGACAAAAGGUUCAACACACUUUGGAUGGGUUAAUAUUGUUGUUUUGAUGAAAUCCCACAGUGAAUUCUCUAUUUUUCCACCUAAAGCCAACCAAGAUGACAUCGAGCCAAACUGUGUGUGAGACGUUAAAGGUUAAAAAAGUGAACUGUAUAAAAAGUAUUAGUGGAGCAAACUGCCUCUUUCCUGUUUCAUCUGACUUGUAUGUGUCUGUCUUUUCUUUUCUGUCUUCAGGUUUCUUUUGGUCGAGACUUUGAGCAGCAGCUCAGUUUCUGUGUGGAAGCCAGAGCAACUUUCUGUAACCUGGAGCCAGUGCUGGUGCAGCUCAUUCACGUCAGUAAAAAACUGUGUGUUUUUGUGAACUAGUGUGUGGUAUCCAAGUUUAAAGGUGGACACCCCUUUAGAUGCUCUCCUUGUCCUUUCCAGACUGUGAACCAGCUGGCGAUGGAGACCAGUCGGGUGAUGAAAGGGAGUCACUCCAGAAAAACUGCGGCUUUUGUCAGAGUGAGUGAAACACGCAGCAUCUGAUCCCUGCAGACCACAGAGAGAAAGUUAUCCCUGCACUGACUUCAGAUCGCUCAAUCUCUGAUACUUCAGGACUGUUAUUGUUCCCUCUCCUCUAGGCGUGUGCUGCUUACAGCUUUAUCACCAUCCCGUCACUCAGCAGCAUCUUCAGCCGUCUCAGCCUCUAUCUGCUGUCCGGUCAGGUCGCGCUGGCCAAUCAGUGUCUUUCUCAAGGUAAGCAGCUGCUACUGUUUGACAUUGUAGUCAGGAGUAAAAUUCCUGAUCACUUUCAGGGGUUAGAAGAUGAGAAUACAUGACGAUGUUUCCCUUUUACCUAACAUCUUGGUUUUGUUCUCCUCAUCUUUCCUAUCCUCCUUUCUUGCUCUUGUUUCCCUCUAAUCUAAUUUUUCUCUUCAUUUUCACCCUGAAUCUUCCCUCUCUCUUUCCCUCCUUUGCUUCACUGUACUUUACCUCCUGGUUCUUGCCCUUGGUGCCUGCUCUUCCUUCCUCCUUCCUUCCUGUCUACUGUGAAUUGUUUUACCCCUCUAGCGGAUGCCUUCCUAAAAGCAGCAGUCAGUAUCCUCCCAGAGGUCCCUCGCAGCAUUAGCAUUGAAGGGAAGCUUCGCUCCUCUGAAAGCUUCCUGCUGGACUUCAUCAACAAUUUCCUGGCUACACUGCUGGUCGUCCCGGUAACGUCACUCCUUCUUGUCACCUGAUGUGGGUUCGAAUCACAAGUAGAUAAAGCGAAGAGCAAAGUUACAUUUAUAAGAGUGUGUUUGAUUGUGCUUGCAGGACCAUCCAGAGCAUGGCGUGCUGUACCUGGUCCGAGGUCUACUCAACAUGGUCCAGGAUUACACCUGGGAGGACAACAGUGAUGCUAAAGUGCGGGUCUACGUCAGCGCUCUAUCGCUGCUGGCAGCUAUGAGCCAGGAAACCUACCUCUACUCCAUCCCUAAAGGUACACACACGAAUGAAUUUGCGAUAAAUGAAAGAUUCUGAUUUAUUCCUGUCUUGAUCACUAAAAUGAAACCUAAACCUCACUUACAAGAUUUCAGAUAGUUCACCUCUUUUAAGUUAGUUUAACCUCUUGGGGUUUUUGUCGAAGUAACUGUUGAGUUACUGUUGAGCUACAGAUUAACAAACUCUUCCCCUCUUUCCUGAUCUCAGUGGACUCCAACGAGACACUCUAUGGAGGUGAUCCCAAGUUCUUAACCGAGAUCAACAAGCUGUGUGAGACUCUGAUCGGACAGAUACUAGACCACCUGAAGACUCUUGGUCGGGACGAGGUGAGAGAGAGGAGUUUGUUGUCCUCGUUUGCUUUUAUUUUCCUGAGCAAUGACAACUUCAGAGGUUUUCAUCAUUACCUCAGACAGCUUUGCUAUUUGAGUUGCUACUUGUAUUUUUUUGUAAUUUUUCCACCUCCAUGAAAAUAAACCUCAAAAACCUCAGUAUUAUUUUUGAUCAUAACUUACUACUGAAUAAAGACUCAGGCACACAAGUGACCAGUGUUGGUAAAAAUGAAAACACAGAUGUUAAUCCAGACUCAGGUUUAAAUAAGCUGUUCUUUCCGUAUCUCCGAGGUGGCAUUUAGGUACAGGAGGGAAAGUCCAGGCCUGCUCAUUAAUCACAUUGCACUGACAUGUUGUCCCCCUCGCAGCAGAGCACACGGCGCCAAGGCACUCUGGCCUUCUCUCUGUUCGGCAUCCUGCUGUCUCACGGUGAUCUGAGGAACAACAAGCUGAGCCAGCUGUCCGUCAACCUGUGGAACCUCAGCCACAAACACGGAUACUGUGAGACACGGAUCUCAGUAAGUCCACACACGAACACAUCAAACUGGGACACUUGAGUGUGCAACAUGUUGUGAACACACCCUCUCCCUUGCUGCAGGUUCGGACACUGGAGUGCAUCAAACACCAGGCUCAGCAGCCGGACAUGGCUCACCUGACAGAUACAGUCCAGAGGCUGGCACUACAAUCUCGCACAUGA
Xyrichtys novacula (pearly razorfish) is the source of this 10631-nucleotide messenger RNA. Lineage: Eukaryota; Metazoa; Chordata; Actinopteri; Labriformes; Labridae. The record is from the annotation of a GenBank genome assembly.